Molecule: messenger RNA, 2477 nt
Organism: Cloeon dipterum
Lineage: Eukaryota; Metazoa; Arthropoda; Insecta; Ephemeroptera; Baetidae
Product: solute carrier organic anion transporter family member 74D-like
Exons: 12
Coding region: 271-2418 (715 amino acids)
Biological process (GO): transmembrane transport; sodium-independent organic anion transport
Cellular component (GO): plasma membrane
Molecular function (GO): protein binding
Source: RefSeq, a predicted model, not a curated record
AUUAGCGCGGAUCGAACGACAAACUGGCGUACAAAGAGCCUCACAAUGCGUCUAACACCCGUGCGCAGUGCGAUACAUAUUGGUGAAUGUGCAUGACACAUCUAGAGCGAAUUAUCAGCGGCUGGAUGAAUUACGAUAGGGUCCUUCUGCUGUUAACAAGAGAAGAGGGGUCUCGCGGGUCGCCGACGUAAUUGACUUUGCAUCUAGUCCGCCCGCGGCCAGCCUCCUAGCCGCUCCUUCGGCCGCGAUGCACACCUAGAUACCUCUCCCAUGGCUGCCCCAGAUUCCCAAAGGGGCCACGCGGACCCCGUCCCAGAGCAGGACGAGCCAGCCACCGUCCAAGACUUCCUGCUUGACCCUGAAAGCCCUGAAGCAGCCUCGGCGGUGAACAACGACGAGGCGCUGGAAAAAGAGACGCGAUGCGGCUACGGAUUCGUGCGCUUCCCCUGGCUGCAGAGAUUUGCCAGCAAAAAGGCGUACGUCGUGAUUUACGGCAUGAUCGGCUGCUUUCAGUUCGCCCUGGCCUCCUAUUUUGUCGGCACCAUCAGUACAAUGGAGAAACGCUUCCAGAUCCCCAGCACCUUCUCAGGGGUGAUCAACUCGGCCUGGGACUUUGGGGCCAUGUUCACCAACCUGUCGGCUGCCUACCUGGGCAGGUCGAGUCACAAACCUCGCUGGGUCGCGUGGGGCACCGUGCUUGUCGGAGUUUCGUGUUACAUGCGUCUCAUUCCCCACUGGCUGUACGGGCCCGGCGAAAACGCUCUCAUGCUCACCAAGGAGUUUGGCACGGAGUUCAAGCCGCUAAACGAGUCGGAUAAAACAGGUCCAAAGCUGACCCUUUGUGGCAACAAUCACCUUGAGUUUGAGGACUGCGAUAACGCCAGCUCGGGCAACAUUUCCGCGUUCAUAUUCCUGGCCGCUCAUAUCGUCCUGGGGAUCGGCUCCUCUGUCUACUACACGCUCGGAAUUUCCUAUCUGGACGACAACGCCAAGAAAAACAAGGCCCCCGUCCUCUUAGCCAUCACCAUGUGUUUGAGGAUGGUCGGCCCCACCAUGGGCUACAUGCUGGCCUCGUACGCCCUCGAAAUGUACGUGGACCCCCUCCUGACCCCCGUCAUCACGCCUAAAGAUCCCCGCUGGGUCGGUGCUUGGUGGUUUGGUUGGUUCCCGUUCGGCACGAUAACGCUGGUCCUGGCUCUGUUUGUGGCCAUGUUUCCACGGAGUCUGCCCCGGGCGGCCCAGCGCAGUGCGGCUGCCGCCUCGGCCGCAGGACGUACUUACAACCCUCAGGGAAAAACUAAAAAGUCAAUAGCAGAUUUCAAGGCGACAAUAUCCCGCCUGUUGAAGAACCGCGUGCUGGUGUGCAACAACCUGAGCACGAUUUGCUUCGUCUUCGGGCUGAUUGGCCAGUGGACAUUCAUGCCGAAAUACAUGGAGACGCAGUUCCACCAAUCCGCCUCGACGGCCAGUCUAAUUAGCGGCUCGGUCGGCUUGCUCUGCACGGCGGCGGGACUCAUGGUGUCGGCACUGCUCAUUUCCAAAUUUAAACCCAACGCCCGCGUGCUUGCCGGCUGGAACGUGAUCGCCGAGUCACUUGACUGCUGCGGAUUCCUCCUCCUCACUUUCAUCGGCUGUGAGACGUUCAACUUGCAGGGCACUCCCCAGUCCGAUGGAACACUUGGACUGGAGGUAGACUGCAACUCAAAUUGCUCCUGCCCUGACUCGCUGCGGUAUUCGCCGGUGUGCCACACACCUUCGAGAACUACCUUUUUCUCGCCCUGCCACGCCGGUUGUACAGAUGCUGAGUGGGGGGAGGGUAACUCAUCUUUAAAGAUCUUCUCUAACUGCUCAUGCGUCCCGGACGGUGGUCCGAUUCUGGACGGUCCAUGUGCAGUGGACUGCAGCCAGGCAUUCAUGCUUUUCGUCAUAAUCCAGUGCGUGCAGCGCUUCCUGGGCGCCACCGGAAAGGCUGGCAACACCCUGAUCCACUUCAGGUGUGUCGACCCUGAAGACAAGCCGGUAGCGAUCGGUCUGUCCGAGUUCCUCCUCUGCAUCUGCUCGUUCAUCCCCGGACCCAUCCUCUUUGGCUAUCUAAUCGACUUGUCCUGUCUGGUUUGGGGCCAGACGUGUGGAAAGCCUGGAAAUUGCUGGCUGUACGACGUGCAAAAAUUGCGAUACCUCGUCAAUCUGCCCAUCGUGGGUUGUUUAUUUUUUGGCACGCUCUGGGACGUCGGAGUGUGGCAUUACGUCAAAGGGGUCCAGUUGUACGAUGAGGCUGACGAGAAGGCAAGCAAAAAAAGGUCCAAAGGUGACGUGCCCGAGGACAGGAAAGUUUCGUAUAACACGAUGGCUCUCAUGACCGGCAGUGAUCCCAAUAUUUCAGCGAAUGAGUUUAGAAGAAAAAGCUACAGCUCGUGAUACACCACGUCCAUUAAAUUAUAAUAAAACAAAAAUAAAUUUAUUUUCUUACUGGAGAA